CUUAUGUACUAGAAUAAUCUAUUACAAUGAAUUUAAGAUGCUGAAUUGAAUUAGAACUAUAUACUUACCCCUUUUUGUAUACAUACUUACCUCUAGUCUAAGCCGUUAGGUUAAGAUUUAGGCUAACUAAUGAACUGUUGGAAUAAAGAUUAUCAUUGUAUUAAAGAUCAUAACCGCGAACGGACGCUUUUCAAUUUUUAAUCGGAAUUAUUUAAAUUCGAAUUUAGCACAGGCAAUUAGCUUUUAGUUACGCAUCUUAGUGAGUCCAUCGUGUUUAACUUCAAUCUUAAAAACGCUUAAGAUUUUUUUCAUGGCGCCCGAGCAGGGACUCAGUGCGUGGCUGUAAAAAAUUUUCGAAGAAAGUAAUACUUACUUGGCGUAUUAAUUUAAUUUCUAACGCGUGAGCAAUUGCCUGUGAAUUUUCAAUUUAUUUCGGUUUCGGUCGAGUGAAAGUGAUUAAAGUGACAACUAAGAAUAAAUGUCUGGACAAAGACAUUAAAAAUAAAAAUAAAAAUAAAAUAUAUCUAUAUAGAUAUACAUACAUAUACAGAUAAAACUUCAAAAAAAAAAAAUUUUUUUGCAUUAAAAAUAGCAGUGGUUUGUGGAAAAUAUAUCACUUGUAUAUACGUACAUAUAUAAAUUAAUUGCGGAGUGUACACAUGCGACAUACACUCAAGUGAAUAAAAACGAAGUGGUAAAAUCAAACAUAAAGAAACUAAAAUACAAAUUAACCUAAACUAAAAAUUGAAAAAAGAUUGAGAGAAAAAUUUUGUGAAGUGUGUGGUGAAAAUAUCAUACAUACAUACAUGACAUACGUGCGGUAAAAUCACCAAUAGUGCGCAAACACAAGGAAAUAAAAGGAAAGAAGCAAAACCAAAAGGUGGUGAAUUAGGUUAAACAGGCAUAUUUUGCAAAUACAGUGGAGUGUCGAAAUAUAAGCAGUGCCAAAUAAAGGCAUUUACAUUUUUUCUGCUCAGUGGUUACACAGUUAGUGCAUGAGAUUAAUUGCGGUAAAGCAGAUUUAUUAAAAACGACCGCCAAAAAUAUAAAGUGCCGUUCCUAAACAAAAUAAAAACAGUGUCGCGAGUGCCGCUAAGAAGUGCCGGAAAAGAGGUACAAACCCGUUGAAAGAAAAGUGCCGUAAAACUAAACCCGAUAACUUUGGCCGUUAAAACGUGAAACAGCUAUUUGGGGUAACAUUACGCCGGUACCGAACGGGCGUGCGUCAACACCAUCGUCCCUCUGCUGCUGCGUCAACGCGGAUUCUCGCCGCUGCCAAGUCAACAACACCGUCGCUGCUAACGUCGACGCCAGAUCCGUCUCUUCGUGGGAAUGAGCUGCAAUUGCAUUCUCUGCAAAAGGGAAGUGAACGCAGGCAAACCGCCUAUGCAUUCACAACAGGUUCAUUGGUCGCCGAGGGAUGCCACAGACGAUAUACAGCGACAACGCAACCAACUUCGUCGGCGCCGAUCGCAAGUUGCGCGAACUCAAAGAGGCGUUUCUGUCCCAGUCUCCGGAAGUAAUGAAAUUAGCCGCCGAAGAAGGGUUCAAAUUCGCCUUUAUACCACCGAGGGCGCCGCACUUCGGCGGGUUAUGGGAGGCGGCAGUGAAGUCCGCCAAACACCUCGCCGUGCGCGCAAUGGGCAACGUACUGCUCACCGCCGAAGAACUAGGAACACUGCUGGCCGAAGUGGAGGCCAUCCUCAACUCGCGGCCCCUCGCACCGUUGAGCCAGGAUCCCAACGACGGCGAAGCAUUGACUCCAGCACACCUGCUAAUAGGGUGCUCCCUCCGAGCCUUACCACCGGCACAAGUGUCAACGGACCCGAUUCGCUAUUGCGAGAGAUGGCAACUUGUUUGCUGUCUCAAGCAACAGUUUUGGCGACAGUGGUCCAAAACGUACAUUACCAGUCUUCAGCAGCGCAACAAAUGGCUGCACCCGAAACGCAACCUGCAGCCCGGCGAUCUCGUCCUCGUCCACGAAGACAACACGCCACCGCAGCAGUGGGCACUAGGACGAAUCGCCGCAACCGUAGAAGGACGAGACGGAAAGGUGCGAGUGGCAGACGUGGCAACCAAGGCAGGCACCAUUAAGCGCCCUAUUCACAAGCUCGCCCUGCUGCCUGUCGAAGUUGAAGGAUCAUGAUCCUGUCAAGGUGGCCGAUGUUGCGUCAUGCGACUUUAUAAUUCAAAAAAUAUAUUUUAAGAACUUAAUUUGUUAAAAUAAUUGUAUGCAUUAUAAAAUCUUUUACAUUAUGUAAAAUACUUACGAAUUUUGUAAUAUACAAGUAUAACCAUAAUCUACUACUUAUGUACUAGAAUAAUCUAUUACAAUGAAUUUAAGAUGCUGAAUUGAAUUAGAACUAUAUACUUACCCCUUUUUGUAUACAUACUUACCUCUAGUCUAAGCCGUUAGGUUAAGAUUUAGGCUAACUAAUGAACUGUUGGAAUAAAGAUUAUCAUUGUAUUAAAGAUCAUAACCGCGAACGGACGCUUUUCAAUUUUUAAUCGGAAUUAUUUAAAUUCGAAUUUAGCACAGGCAAUUAGCUUUUAGUUACGCAUCUUAGUGAGUCCAUCGUGUUUAACUUCAAUCUUAAAAACGCUUAAGAU
Molecule: messenger RNA, 2610 nt
Organism: Bactrocera dorsalis (oriental fruit fly)
Lineage: Eukaryota; Metazoa; Arthropoda; Insecta; Diptera; Tephritidae
Exons: 2
Coding region: 1421-2146 (241 amino acids)
Biological process (GO): DNA integration
Molecular function (GO): nucleic acid binding
Source: RefSeq, a predicted model, not a curated record